This is a messenger RNA of Blastomyces gilchristii SLH14081, 2871 nucleotides long. RefSeq lists its product as uncharacterized. The record is from RefSeq and is a predicted model, not a curated record. NCBI's taxonomy places the organism in Eukaryota, Fungi, Ascomycota, Eurotiomycetes, Onygenales, Ajellomycetaceae. The coding region runs from base 1 to 2871 and encodes 956 amino acids. The transcript has 4 exons.
AUGACCGGCCUUAAGCGCAAGUUGGACCAAACUCAUGAAUUGGGCAGUGCAUCUGCAGUAGAUUCUUCUCAGGUAUCAUCUACUUCAUCCUCGAGCCGCGCGCGAGGUGGAAACCGUGGCGGCUCGCGAUCGCGAGCAAGAGGCAAAGCCCGUGCUCAUAUUGGCCGCUCAAAGUCAUUAAAUGGUAGUAGUCAUGAUGAACCUCUGCCUGUUCAAUCACCCUCGGAUCCGCAAACGCCACGCGCAAAAAGGGUCAGGAAGGCAAAGGAAGAGAUCGCACAUGAGAACGGCAUUGCGGAAGCGAACACACCGCGCCCAACACGCCAAUCUGCUAGGAUUCUUUCCAAGUUCCAUCAUAUGGAUUCAGUGCCUGAGGAGCCCGACGGCUCAGCUAUCCAGCAACCAAACUUCAAUGGGCCUCACGAGAUCCAUGUUGGUUCCGACGACGGGGAAGUGAAUGGGAAUGAUACUGCGUCUAAAUCGCCCAGUAUACGCACCAGGAAAUCAAUUUCUGAUUCGCAAUUAUUUUCGUUUAAAUCGACCUUGACUGACUCGUCUCGGCGCCGUCGGAGCUCUGGAUAUAAAACCGAGGUCGAAACUUCUUCCCCUGAGGCGGUCUCGAAGCCUAAAAGCAAGUCCGUAGACGGCGGCGCUGGAAAAAGGAAAAAUACAGCGACAAUACCAGAGACACCUACCAUUGGAUCUGCGACUAAGCGGGCCAGCCCUGUGACUACACGGAAGCGAAAUUCCACUAGCAAGACUACUGGGCCAGCAGAAACCCUAAACGCACGCACGAAAAAUUUCAAAAUAGAGAUGUCAACUUCUUCUGGUAAUGGGAUGCAGUCCCCAUCUGAGAGAAAUGGCGAUGAUAAAAAUGGCGAUGGUGACACAGACCUACCGGCCCCGGAAACCAGGCGCACGCGACCAGUUCCGCUUCUUAAGAUCCGCAAUGCGGAUUCGCCUGCUCAGUCAAUAGAGCUGGAAUCUCCUUUAGCAGCAAGGGAGGGCACCCCAACGGAGGUAUCAGGCUCCCGAGCUGCAACCCCGUCGGAAACUGCAGAGUUGUCUGCCAGCACACUGCCAAGUGUUUCGGGCAGAGGUCGUGGACGCGGCGGAUUUAGAGGAAGGGCAAGAGGGAGAGGAUGGGCUCGCGGUCGUGGGAGAGGUGGUCGGGGUCGGGGUGCUGGAAGAGGCGGCCGUGGAGGCCGACUGCAACCAAUCGAUCGUGAGAUAUCCGUAUCUCCCAGCCCGGUCAUCAAGCAACUGCGUGAGCGACAAAAGGAACUCGAUAGGGUGUUCCGUCGAGUCGCGUCGGCUCAGCGGACCGCGCUUACCGUCAUUGCGAAUCGAUCAGAAGCUAAACUCAUUAAAGAUGCCAAUGCACACACGACAGUCCCUGAAUAUAAUCAAGUCAUGAAGGCUCUUAAGGCUAGGCUGCAAAAGAGACUGGACGUGAUUGAGAACGAAUAUAAUUGGCGUGCAAAAGCUGCGGAUGCCUUACUCGAGGCUAACAAGGAACGGGUCAAUAGUAACUUCCAUGAUAAGUCCCGACAUAUCAGAGAGGAGCAUCUCCUCGCUGCUCAAGGGAGCUAUAUGGCCUUUGUGGAACAGUGUCGCCAGGCAGAGGACGACGACCACACUGAGACCGACGAAUCAGGAUCAGAAGCAGACAUUGCUCCUCGUCGACGUUCUGUUCGCGGAUUCAAUAGUUCUUUUGUCAGAGACCCCAAGGGUGCCGCACUCUAUGAACGGGCUGCUUAUGGGUGGGAAGACUUUAUACAGCGAGCGAAAAUCGAAAAUGAUAUUUCUCCUCAAAUAAAGGAGAUAACCCAAGAAGCACGGCCACCAGUUCUUGUCAGCGACAGAAUCUCACAGCUUACGGAGGCGUUAACCGAACUUUGCCAGCGCGAAGAAGAUCGGACGUCUGAGGGGAAACCUUCUAAUGCAAUGCCUGUAGAACCUCCUACGGCGCUGAGUACUCUUGCCGAUGUCGCUAUGGGAGACAUUGGCCAGCGGCCAGCGCAACAGCCCGCAUAUGGGCCUCCCUUACCAGGCCCGCAGCUUGCGCCCUUCCGCAACCUUCCUGGUGUUACUCAAGAGCUUCCCCCGCAGCCAUAUCACCCUCCACUUCAGCAUCAACCACCACGACUGUCAACAGACCAACAUUCCCGCGGACUACACAGAACAAUACUUCCCCAGCCUGUACUCGGCCAGAUGAUACCGCCAACAGACCCGCGGUCUUUCCUCCCACCUCCGACUCAGCACCAACCGGCCCCACCGCCACCUCCACCUGACUCCCAACGCGGAUUACCCAACCUCCCACGCCGCAUCCUCCCCGCCUCAAGUCGCUACCCUUCCAUCCCCCAUCUAAAUGAACUCCCUGACCCAUUCUCCUCUACGCAUCCGCACCUGCCCCCACCACCAAGUAUGGCAUAUCACCCGGGACCCUAUCCUCCCCACUGCCCUCCGCCACAUGUUGCGCAUGGCCCUCCUCCCCCGCCGCCACAAUACAUGCACGCGCCGAUUGGGCAUGUAGCGCUAGGCCCGCCCUACCAUCACGCGAUUUACGGACACCCGCCACCUCCACCUCCACCACUCCAUCCGGGCUCACAACACCCAGCGACGCACCACCAACAUCAACAUCAACAACAGCUCCAACCGCACCACCAACCACUUCCCCUCCCUCGCCCGCAGAAUGCACACCCGUAUCAGCAGCAGUACCCCCAACAUCAACCACAUCAACCACAUCAACCACAUCAACAUCCCCUUCCGCAGCCUCAGCCACAACCGCAACCGCAACUACAACUACAGCCGCAGCCGCCGCAAUCGCAAUCCCAUGAGCGCACCCCUCCGCCGCCAUACCAUGAGUAA